AUGGCGGGAAGGUAUAAUGGUCUUCAAGCAAAACUGAAGGAAGAAGUGCCAAAAUUAAUGUUCACACAUUGUUAUGCACAUGUUUUAAAUUUAGUGCUGGGAGGCGCGACGUCAAGCUGUACUGAAGCCAAGAAUUUGUUUGGGCUCUUGGAGUCUACCAGUGUAUUUAUUCAUGAAUCAUUUAAGCGAACAUCUCUAUGGGUGGAGAAAAUUUCAGAAUUAACAGCUGGACAAGACAAAUUGAGACGAUUACAGAAUAUCGGAAAAACAAGAUGGUGGGCUAAAGACAAAGCCUUGACCACUGUUAUGGAGAAAACUCGAUAUGUGGCGUUGAUAAAAACUUUAAGUGCCAUAUCUUCAAGCACGGAGUUCGAGCCAAAGGUUUCAUUCCAAGCAAAAGCUUUGAUGGAUUCUUUUUUGAAAUUCAAAACUAUCCUGACAGCCUUCACGUUCAAGAAAAUAUUUGACCUAUCAACCCCAGUAAGUCAAUAUCUCCAAACCCCUACAUUGGAUUAUCUUAAAGCUUGGGGAUUCAUCAAAUGUUUAGACAUGGAUUUACGAAGACAUUUAGAUACUUUUGAUGAUGUUUUCAAAGCUGCAAGUUUAUUUGCAUCCGAUGUUCAAGACUUGAUGCACGCUGAAAACAUUGAUCUCGACGUACAAACCACGUUACCGUUACGAAGAAUUUCUAAAAAACCGAAGAAACAUGAGCAGUUAUGUGAAGAUGAAGUAGCAUUAUUGGCUACAGACCAAAAGAGAUUUUAUUCUAUUUCUGUCUACAAAGUCAUUAUUAAUACAGCUUUAGUUAAAAUAAACGAAAAAUUCAUGUGCAACGAAGAUUUAAUGAAAGAUGCCGCUUGUUUGGACCCGAAAAACUUCAAUAAAAUCAAAGAAAAUGGAAUUCUUAAUGACGCGCUAAAGUCUAUCGCAUCAAUUGCAAAUGUCGAUCGAGAGUUGCUGUCAAAAGAACUGGAAUCUUUUGCAAAUAAGUUUAGUGAACUGUCUAAAACUCUUUGGGAUGAGCACGUUUCUCCUAGGCAGCAUAAGCAAGAUUCAGAUUCACAAAGCGACGAAGAAAACGACGAAGAUGUUUUAGACUUAGACCAGGCAGCAAAGGACGCCAUGUGUUUUUCCAGAAGUGGUUUGGACGUCUGUCAAAGUUGCAUACCAUGUGCAUAUUGUGUAAUUCUCACAAUUUCAUUCACGCAAGUGACUUGUGAGAGACGAUUUUCAGCAUUGAAGCGCAUUAAAACGAGACUUCGUUCUUUACUGGGGCAAGAACUGUUGGAUUCGUUGAUUAUAUUAAAUACAGAAUCGGAUCUAAUCAAGGAUGACGAAAACAACAGCUUUUACGAUCGAGUCAUUAACUGCUUAGCUGAAAGUUCUCCUCUUUUAAAAAAAAUGUUGAUUGGCUAGCUUUAUAUAAUUUGUUCUAAGUAAAUACCUACUUACUAUUGUAUUGUAUUUUAGUAUAGUAAUAAAUUUUUUAUAGUUUGUUUAUCUCAAUUUGUGUAUCUCAGUAUUUUUCGAUAGUAUCCCAUCACCAUGGUCUAGUCUCGGGCCCUGGGAUUGUGAUCAGCCACCCGGGCCCUUCCGGCCCAGUCCGACCCUGGACUGUUGUUGAUAAUGUUGAAUACUUAUAAUGUUGAUAACAAUAUUUUAUAAUGCCUAUUAAUAUUAUGCCUAUUAUAAUAGAAAUUUAUGAGUUAUCGUUGCGUAUGCUUUGUGUUUGCGUUUGUGUGAGGGUGCAGCAUG
This is a messenger RNA of Helicoverpa zea (corn earworm), 1755 nucleotides long. RefSeq names its product zinc finger MYM-type protein 1-like. Gene Ontology annotation, molecular function: protein dimerization activity. Bases 1 to 1416 code for a protein of 471 amino acids. The transcript has 2 exons. Lineage: Eukaryota; Metazoa; Arthropoda; Insecta; Lepidoptera; Noctuidae. The record is from RefSeq and is a predicted model, not a curated record.